This is a messenger RNA of Bipolaris maydis ATCC 48331, 760 nucleotides long. RefSeq lists its product as uncharacterized. The record is from RefSeq and is a predicted model, not a curated record. Lineage: Eukaryota; Fungi; Ascomycota; Dothideomycetes; Pleosporales; Pleosporaceae.
GACUGCUUUCAACCAUCCACUCUAAACUCCACUCGCCUCUUCUUUUCACCUCCACUGAAAUCGAUUUCUGCAACAUCAAUUGUUAACCAAGCAAAAAUCUAACCACCAUGUCCUCGACCAUCCCCACCUCCACCUCCGUCCACGAGUCUGCCGUCAUCGAGGCGCCCUUCAGCGAUGUUUGGCACCUGAUCAAGCUCCAGGACUUCAGCAAGUUCUGGACCAAGCUCGAGAAGAGCGAGUUCGUCAAGGGCACAUCGGACGAGACCGACAUUGUCAAGUGGACAUUCAAGGACGGCACAGAGCUCGAGGUGAAGCAGGAGGAGCACUCAUCCAUUGACCAUUUCAUUACGUACUCCGUCAUUACUUCCAAGCCAGAGCUUUCAUACUCUUCGGUCGUCUCCACCAUCCGCGCAUACCCCGUCACAUCUGGCAAGCACCAGGGACAGACAUUCGUCACAUGGUCUGGCAACUUCAGUAGCGACGCUGAUGCCAGCGUGAUCCAAGACGCCAAGUUCAAGCGCCGCGAGGCUCUCGCUGACCUUGCUCAGGCCGCUUCGAAGAAAUAGUGUUCGAAACCAAAGCAUUGGGGUGAAACGAGUCCACAGAACUUUACAUUCACGGGUGACUUCAUCGUAUAUUCGUGAGUUGCCCUGUAGCUGCUGAAAAGUACAUGUCAGUGUAUGCUAGAAACUGGAUGAAAAUUGGCUUGUAUGAUAGUAGUAACGUCAAAGAAAAUGAACGACACCAACAUUUCGCAUCC